Molecule: messenger RNA, 648 nt
Organism: Solanum tuberosum (potato)
Lineage: Eukaryota; Viridiplantae; Streptophyta; Magnoliopsida; Solanales; Solanaceae
Exons: 6
Coding region: 109-462 (117 amino acids)
Source: RefSeq, a predicted model, not a curated record
CAACAUAAAAAGAUGAGUGUCUAUAGACUCCAGACAUCAGAAGGCAGCAGUAAAAAAGAAGCAAAGGGGGGUUUUAGCGCAGCAGAGAGAUAGAGAGAGAUCAAGAAUAUGGAUGAACAAGAAUUUCAACGCCUUCUUGAGCUCUUCCCAGCCGUUCGCUCUCCUGAUUAUUAUCUUGAUUUGGAUGCGUCAAGUCAAUCAACUUCCCAGUCCAAGCAGAAAGAGGAGCUGUAUCAGGUGAAGCAAUUGCAAGAUGGUCAGAGUAAGGGAGGUGUAGUAGAGUCCAAUACUCGAGCAAUGGGCCAUGGUGAAGCAUUUUGGGGCAAACUAAAAGCAGCUGCGGAGAAAAAGAUGAAUCCAGCAGAAGCAGAAGAAUUUUGCAAGACAUUUCGACAAGUUUACAGGAAACUUGUGGAUGAAGAACUGAGUUUGGAAGCUGCUCGGAGCUUGCUGAGCUCAUGAAGAUUUUUUCUCCAAACUGUUGUUACUUUUAAUCACUUGAUGUUAAAAAUACAGCUAUUUGUGUAAUAUAUUGAUGUAUUACUACAUACAUUGAGUUAUAUCAUUUUGUUUUUCUUAGUGAAAUGAUGUUACUCUGUAAAAAACUUAAAAACUUUGUUUUAUCUAAUGACUAAAGAAGGGUGAAUC